Molecule: messenger RNA, 6459 nt
Organism: Vicugna pacos (alpaca)
Lineage: Eukaryota; Metazoa; Chordata; Mammalia; Artiodactyla; Camelidae
Source: RefSeq, a predicted model, not a curated record
GUUUAAAGUUGCAGACGCUUGACUUGAUGUACAGUGAAUAUUACAGCAGUUCAGUUUGCCAUUAAGAUGCACAGUAUGGAAAGGAUAUAUUCUGAGAGUCCUUUAUUCGUUUUUAUUUUGUUAGUUGAUUUUCGAUGCUUGGAGCAAAACAACACAGUUAAGGGAAAAGUACCUCUAAAAUUCUCAGGGCAAAAUGAGAAAAACCGAGUUCCCAGAGCUGCUACGUCAAGAACUGAACGAGUAUGGCCUGGAGGUGUUAUUCCUUACGUUAUAGGAGGCAACUUCACUGGCAGCCAGCGAGCCAUGUUCAAGCAGGCCAUGAGGCACUGGGAAAAGCACACAUGUGUGACUUUCAUUGAAAGAGCCGAUGAGGAGAGCUACAUUGUUUUCACUUACAGGCCUUGCGGAUGCUGCUCCUAUGUAGGUCGGCGGGGAAAUGGACCUCAGGCGAUCUCUAUUGGCAAGAACUGUGAUAAAUUUGGAAUUGUUGUCCAUGAACUGGGCCAUGUGAUAGGCUUUUGGCAUGAACACACACGGCCAGAUCGGGAUAACCAUGUAACUAUCAUAAGAGAAAACAUCCAGCCAGGUCAAGAGUACAAUUUUCUGAAGAUGGAGCCUGGAGAAGUGAACUCACUCGGAGAAAGAUAUGAUUUUGACAGUAUCAUGCACUAUGCCAGGAACACCUUCUCAAGGGGGAUGUUUCUGGACACCAUUCUCCCCUCUCGUGAUGAUAAUGGCAUACGUCCAGCAAUUGGUCAGCGAACGCGUUUGAGCAAAGGAGAUAUUGCACAGGCAAGAAAGCUGUAUAGAUGUCCAGCAUGUGGAGAAACCCUACAAGAAUCCAAUGGCAACCUCUCCUCCCCAGGAUUUCCCAAUGGCUACCCUUCUUACACACACUGCAUCUGGAGAGUUUCUGUGACCCCAGGGGAGAAGAUUGUUUUAAAUUUUACUACAAUGGACCUAUACAAAAGUAGCUUGUGCUGGUAUGACUACAUUGAAGUCAGAGAUGGGUACUGGAGAAAAUCUCCUCUGCUUGGUAGAUUCUGUGGGGACAGAUUGCCUGAAGUUCUUACCUCUACAGACAGCAGAAUGUGGAUUGAGUUUCGCAGCAGCAGUAACUGGGUAGGAAAGGGGUUUGCAGCUGCCUACGAAGCUAUCUGUGGAGGUGAGAUACGUAAAAAUGAAGGACAGAUUCAGUCUCCUAACUACCCCGAUGACUACAGGCCGAUGAAAGAAUGUGUGUGGAAGAUCACAGUGACAGAAGGCUGCUAUGUGGGACUGACCUUCCAGGCCUUUGAGAUUGAAAGGCAUGAUAACUGUGCCUAUGACUACCUAGAAGUUCGAGAUGGAACCAGUGAAAAUAGCCCUUUGAUAGGGCGUUUUUGUGGUUAUGAUAAACCUGAAGAUAUCAGAUCUACCUCCAACACUUUGUGGAUGAAGUUUGUUUCUGACGGAACUGUGAACAAGGCAGGAUUUGCUGCCAACUUUUUUAAAGAGGAAGACGAGUGUGCCAAGCCUGACCGGGGAGGCUGCGAGCAGCGUUGUGUGAACACACUGGGCAGUUACCAGUGCUCGUGUGAGCCUGGUUACGAGCUGGGACCUGAUAAAAGGACCUGCGAAGCGGCUUGUGGCGGACUUCUUACGAAACUAAAUGGCACCAUAACCACUCCAGGCUGGCCCAAAGAGUACCCGCCCAACAAACACUGCGUGUGGCAAGUGGUCGCACCAACACAGUACAGAAUUUCUAUGAAGUUUGAGUUUUUUGAAUUGGAGGGCAAUGAAGUUUGCAAAUAUGAUUAUGUCGAGAUUUGGAGUGGUCUUUCUUCUGAGUCUAAACUGCAUGGCAAAUUUUGUGGUGCUGAAGUGCCCGAAGUGAUCACAUCCCAGAUCAACAACAUGAGAAUUGAAUUCAAAUCUGACAAUACCGUAUCCAAGAAGGGCUUCAAAGCACAUUUCUUCUCAGACAAAGAUGAGUGCUCUAAGGAUAAUGGCGGGUGUCAACAUGAGUGUGUCAACACAAUGGGAAGCUACAUGUGUCAGUGCCGUAAUGGAUUCGUGCUGCAUGAAAAUAAACAUGAUUGCAAGGAAGCUGAGUGCGAACAGAAGAUCCACAGUCCGAGUGGCUUCAUCACUAGUCCCAACUGGCCGGACAAGUACCCAAGCAGGAAGGAGUGCACGUGGGAGAUCAGUGCCACUCCUGGUCAUCGGGUCAAAUUAGCCUUUAGUGAGUUUGAGAUUGAGCAGCAUCAAGAAUGUGCUUAUGAUCACUUGGAAGUAUUUGAUGGAGAAACGGAAAAAUCACCAAUUCUUGGACGAUUAUGUGGCAACAAGAUACCAGAGCCCCUUGUGGCUACUGGAAAUAAAAUGUUUGUUCGGUUUGUUUCUGAUGCAUCUGUUCAAAGAAAAGGCUUUCAAGCCACACAUUCUACAGAGUGUGGUGGCAGACUAAGAGCAGAAUCAAAACCCAGAGAUCUGUACUCACAUGCUCAGUUUGGUGAUAACAACUACCCGGGACAAGCUGACUGUGAAUGGCUGUUAGCGUCAGAACGGGGCUCUCGACUCGAAUUAUCCUUCCAGAUUUUUGAAGUGGAAGAAGAAGCUGACUGUGGCUAUGACUAUGUUGAGCUCUUUGACGGUCUCAAUUCAACGGCGGUGGGGCUUGGUCGAUUCUGUGGAUCAGGGCCACCAGAAGCGAUCUAUUCAAUUGGUGAAACAGUUUUAAUUCAUUUUCACACUGAUGACACCAUCAGCAAGAAAGGAUUUCACAUAAGAUACAAAAGCAUCAGAUAUCCAGAUACCAUGCAUACCAAAAACUAACAUGAAAACCUCCAUCAGAACCUAAAGGGAUGUGCAUAAUGGAGAGAAGAUGUAUUUCUUUUUUAAAAUGAAGAUUUUAGCACAAAUGUUUUAUAUGACAAGUUUGAGCAGAAGGAAACUGCAAGACCAGAAUUAUCUAUGAACUAAAAGAGAAGUUUCCAGUUUCCUGAUCAGCAUUGCCAGGAUAUUUGAACUUUAUUCUUGACAGUAUAAGUAUAAAUAAAGCUGGUGAACAAGCAUCUCAUGCUUCAAAGAAGACUUCGCAGCCUUUGUUCACAGCUCAACAUAGAUGCUUCACAAUUCAGACAGUUCUGUUCAGGGUCUGUGACCCUGAAGAGUGUUCUUUUUGACAAUUUUUUAAUAUAUAGGAGAAAUAAAAUGACCUUGCAGGUCAUAAACUGGAAAACCCUCACCUCGUAUCUUAUGAUCAUUGCUUUGGCUUGGUAUCUUGAAGACAACGUAAACCAGAUCUAUCUAAAGUGCUGUGCAACGGGAGUCAUUUCAGGGUGGCUUGUACUUUAAGUGUGGGUGUGCCCAGUGUUUGGAAACUGGAAUAUUUCAGCUUCAUUAUUUUCACUUGCAGGCUCAACUAACCUCCUUGCAACAUAAAAAAGAUCUUGAGACCAUUUCAUUUUACUGACAUUUUGACAAGUUUGAAAUGUCAGUAGUGUCUAUUAUUGAAGUUAACUGUAGACGUCAUUUACGUAAGAGCUGGAAAAUGCCCGGAUGAUAGGUAAACUCAGUUCUUUUUCCCUGCUGCCUUUUCCCACCAAAUCCAAGAAGCCUUGUGAUGUCUUGUGAACAUGAUGAGAAAACUCCCGACAGGUGUGAACAGGAUUCUUCCAAGUGACUGCCUGGAUGGCUCCUACUCAAGUUCCACUGCUGCUAUGGUCUUUCUUUUGUUGUUGAUCUGUUGUAGUUGUUACUGUUGGUGUUGUCAUGGUUAAUGUUGUAUUUUUUUUUAAAUGAAAUGAAAUGAAGCGAAAGUAACCCUUGUAAGAAUUGAAAGAUCUCUUUCUUUCUCUUCCUAGGAAUCAGUUUUUUAAAAAAUGCAAUGUUGGAAAAAAAAAGGAUUGGUUUCUGAAAGACUUUCUAUGGUGCUAUUCUAUAAACAUUUUUUAAACAAAGUUUUUGACCUUUGAGCCAACCACCUGUAGACUAUGAACGUCUCUCUCUGUCUAGAUGGUAGCACUUGAAGACUCAAGACUUGUUACAUGUAACAAAAGGAUAUCAUUGCAAGGGCAGCCCCUGUCCUAUGGAACAACUACUUAUAAUGCCUUAGAAUUCUGUCACGUGAUCGAGCAGAUCCUCCUAAAAGACACUUUUUGAAAGUUGAACAUAAUAGUUUAUGUUAAUUAGCAUCUCUAUGAGGAAAAUCCAUUUCUGUGACUGAGAGCAUUGUAUAUAAAUAUGGUGAACUGCUUUUACUGUAGAAAAUGAAUUUUCUGCUUUAAAGCCAGGUUUUUUUUUUAAAUAUUAAUGUCUGUAUAUGUGAGAUUGAGUGAGUGAAGCUACAAGAAAGUGAAAAGUAGUGGGUGAUUGAAAUGUUUAAGUUUAUGUGCCAAGUUCUACUAGAAUCUUAUUUGAAUUUGCACCUUUCUUAGGAUGUUUCAUGGACAAAUAAUGGAAACUUCUUAUUAUUAUCAACCCAUUUAAAAAAAGGCUCCUUCCUUUAGAGAAACUCUAUUUUGAUAUUUUUGAUGUUGAUAUAGAUUGCUAUAUGAAGUAGCUUUGGUUCUGUUACCUGUCCAUGAACAUUCAAAAUCUAAUAAAAUUGAGAAUUGGUCUUCAUUUUACAAAAUUAAACUAUACACACAGAUUUAGCUUAUUUGUUUUUUGUCAUUGUUGCCUUGAAAAAGCUCUUCUUGCAUAUGAAUUGUAAUAUGUAAAUACAUUUUUAAAAGCAAUUUUUCGAUCUUAUGGAAUGUUACUUUGGAAAUGUAUAACUGUUGCCUGCAAUAUAAUGAGCUUUUUAGUGGAGCUGAUUUAUUCCAGUAACAACUUCUACGUUUUUUUCACUAAUCUCCAAUUAGCCAAAAUAUUAGGAAUGGGAAAGAGAGGUGAAAAAAGACAUUAACCCUAGCCACUAUACUGUAUCCAGCCCAGUACCAGGCACAUGCAGUAACUCUCUUUAAACUUUAUGCCACCCUUUGAGAACUGUGGUCAUGCUCUCACUUUGUUUAGGAACUGAGGUUCAAAGAAGGUAUAUAAUGUUCGCAGGGUCACAGUGCAAAGUUAGAUGUUAGAACCCAGAUUGUCUGAUAUACAAAUCUGUGGUUGUUCUACAAAAGAUAGUAGACUCAAUCUUGACAUACACCAAUAGUAGAUAUAUUUUUGUGAUGAAACUUCUACAGGUGAAGUCAAGUUUAGAGAUGAAUUGCAGUAAAACUUUCAGGAUAAACAUUGUUCUUUUCAGUAAUAGCAUGACAAGUCAAAUAUCAACUGUGGCUAUCUUUAAGAACCACAGUUAGUACUAGAAAUUAAAAAAAAAUUACUAGAUAGUCUAGAGUUAGUAACUAUGGGCCUUUUGUUAAAAUAAAUACAUUAAAUUAUUUUAUCUGGUGUGGUAGGAGAAGUGUAGUGUUCUACAUUAAUAAAUAUUGUGGAUAUUCUGGUUGACAUCUUUUUAGGCCACAAUGAGCUGCAUUUGAUACAAACAAGAAGUAUUUAAAAGGCGUACAACAGAGGUGUUGUCUUAAAUUAGGACUUCAAUGGGAACAUUAAUUUUUAUUGUACCUUAUGUCAGAUAUCAGCUCACUGUAUAUUAUUUUUAUAGUAAUUCAACUUUGGCUUAAGUGUGUUAUUAAAUUCAAGUACAGUUUCAUUGUUAUUUUGUUCAUAACUGUUAAUUACUGUUCCAGGCAUUUUAUUAGUUUUGUAAAUUUAUUUUUAACCAUUAUGUCAACUCCUACAUUCAUCUUGGUUGUGCUCUCUAUUUGCCAAAGUUCUAACUCCUAUAAAAUCCUCACUGACUACACAGAAAAAAACUGCUCACACUUAAUGAUUUUAUUAAAUUAUUUUUAAAAGUCAAUCUUGACUAUUAAUCUAGUUUAUGGAGGGGAUCAUGGCUUAACAUAACUGCACAAAAGAACAUUUUAAAGAAAUAUAUGUGAAACAGCAAUCCUAUUUCCAAAGUCCCCAAAUGUCCCUUGCCUGGAUUGGCUGGAUUUUUGCUAUCUAUGAUUAACUUUAGUAUAUCACAAUCUCAGAUACAAAUUCUGUCAAUUUUAUUUUUAAAUACCUUGGUAUCUUUUAUUUGGUUUCUAUUACUAUAUUUUUGAUAGCCUCAAAUAAUGAAAUUUUAUUCUCACAUAUAAAAAAAUCUCUAAAAGCAUCUAAUUAUUAUUCUUCACAAGGGUAAAAGAUUUUUAAGAAAUAUUUGUUCCAUAUUUUCAUAGAUUUAGUAAGCUAAAUCUAAAUAGCCAUGUGUGACAUUAAAAAUAACUUUUACUUAAAGCAAUUAUCAAAAUGGUUGGCAAUUUUAUUUAGCAACAAUUAUAUUUUAGUGAGAAUAUUUUAUAUGAAGGAAAACCUUUAGGACCACUAUAAAGCCAGCAUAGAAGGUGGUAAACAAGAAAAACAAUGGCCAUGUAAAAAUCUAUAUAACCUAAAAUGAAGUGAUGCCUUCUGUUUUAUGAGGAA